Molecule: messenger RNA, 1267 nt
Organism: Mytilus californianus (California mussel)
Lineage: Eukaryota; Metazoa; Mollusca; Bivalvia; Mytilida; Mytilidae
Exons: 3
Coding region: 238-1185 (315 amino acids)
Source: RefSeq, a predicted model, not a curated record
CAAUAUAGAGAAACAAAAUAUUACCUACAACAUAAACAACCUUUAUAUUGACUUUACAUUUACACAGGUGUAUUAAAUUUGUCGUUAAAUGAUCAAUCAGCAUUUGGUCUUUAAAUGUUUCCGUACAAUUUGUAUUGCACAAUCUACUGACACACAGGUAAACUUUGUAACCGAGUAACUCGUUUGUUUGUUUUCUUUCAAUAGUGAAAAUAAACGGCAUUCACUCUCAUAAUUUGGAUGAUGGCAUCGUGUAAAACGUAUAAAAAAGAUUCAGAACAACCCAAUGAUAUACAAGAAACUACAAAAGAAUGUAGAGAUACAGAGAAAUCCAACAUCCAAACACAAAUACCAGUACCAGUACCAGAGGCUACUAUUACUACUAACGAAUCCUACACACAAGCUCAAAUACCUAUAAAUAACUUUCCUUCUUCAUUUACCUUACGCCGUCAAAUAAACUUUGAAUGUGGGGAGGACGAAUACCAAGAAAUUAUAGAUUGCACCUUUGCAGGCAAUAAAGUAGUGUUCCCUGAUUAUAACAAUCAAAGGUUGAUAAUCAGUACGGUAGAAAGUAAUGAUAUCCGUUAUCUACCCAUGGAUUACAACCCACGAUAUAUUACAGGAGUAAACAAUGAAACCGUGGCGGUAGGUUGUUCAAGAUAUUGCAUCGUUCAGGUUAUAGAUAUAUCAAAUGACACUGUUACUAGUUCAUGUCGUACCGAAAGUGAAUGCUACGGGAUUUCUUGCAGCAAUGACUUACUGUAUGUUUGUUGUUCUGGUAUAGUAGUACUGGAUCUAGAUGGUCACGUGAUACGAACGAUUCCAAAUCCUGGUGUUGACCUCGGAUACUUAACAGUAGAUAAAGACAGGCUCUACUUUUGCGACAGAUUUUCGUUAUUCUGUUGUGAUUUGAGCGGUAACGUCAUGUGGGAAUUUGAUAAGGAAGACUAUAAAGAUAUGUAUGGCCUGGCAACAGAUUCCAAGGGAAAUGUUUAUGUGGCCAAUUCUGAUGGCGAUGGUAUAUUGAUUGUUUCUCCAGACGGCAGACAAUAUAAGGAUAUUCUGACUAGCUUUGAUUCAUUUGAUUCACCAAUAUCACUUGAUUUUGACAGAAAAGAAAACCGAAUAGUUGUUCGGAACCAUGCUAAUGAGAAAGCCUUCAUAUUUGAUGUUGAAUUUAAAAGUUGAUUUGAUUAUAAAAAAAAAAACAUAUUUGUUUUAAACAAUUUAUUUAUGCAUCUUUUCAAUACGUAAGGAGUGUAUUUUUAAU